Messenger RNA from Ascoidea rubescens DSM 1968, 2324 nucleotides. RefSeq names its product gamma-glutamyltransferase (gene ECM38). Gene Ontology annotation, cellular component: fungal-type vacuole; plasma membrane. Gene Ontology annotation, molecular function: glutathione gamma-glutamate hydrolase. Gene Ontology annotation, biological process: glutathione catabolic process. The coding region runs from base 91 to 2052 and encodes 653 amino acids. The record is from RefSeq and is a predicted model, not a curated record. Lineage: Eukaryota; Fungi; Ascomycota; Saccharomycetes; Ascoideales; Ascoideaceae. The transcript has a single exon.
CGACCAUAGAACUGUGUUGUGGUUGUUAUUCUCUAAAGGACAGAGAGCAUGAAAAUUAAGGACAAACAAAACAUAAAAAAACUGCAGAAAAUGGCUAAAGAAUCUUCUGUUGCUGAAAAGAAUCCAGCAGAAGCUAUUGCAUUCAAUAGAAGAGCCUUUGGACGUACAAAUUACAAAUUUUCGAUUUCCUUAGUGGUUGCUAUUUUAUUGGUUUGGAGUUUUAAAUUUUUGCAUCAAAAUUUUUUUUAUUUAGAUGAUUUUUCAUACUUUAAGAGGAUUUCUAGUAAACUCUUGGAAAAUAGAGGACAUAUAUUAGAUGGAUUUGGAGAGUUUAGUUCUACUUUUGAGCCGGAUGAAACACAUUUGAAAACCGGAGAACAUGGAGCAGUGACUAGCGAUGUUGAAGUCUGUUCGAAAUUGGGGGUAUCGAUCUUAAGAGACCAUGAAGGAAAUGCAGCCGAUGCAGCAGUUACAGUUGGUUUAUGUAUUGGGUUAAUUGAAUCGUUUAGUGCUGGUAUUGGGGGAGGAGGAUUUAUUUUGUCGUCGAACUACGAUAAAGAUGAAGUUAUAACGAUCAAUGCAAGGGAAAUGGCACCAAGAAAAGCAUAUAAAGAUAUGUUUAAUUACCAAGAAGACAAAGCUAAGUUUGGAGGGCUAGCUAUAGCUAUUCCAGGGGAGUUGAAAGGGUUGUAUACGUUGUAUGAAAAGCAUGGCUCGGGAAAUGUUUCGUGGAGGGAGUUGAUAUUGCCUGUGAUUGAAUUGGCUGAGAAUGGAUGGAAUGCUAGUGUUGUUUUAGAAAAAGUUGCAUUAAGAUUAGGUGAAGCUAUAUUAAAGAAUCCAGAUGAUUGGGAUUUUCUAAUUAAUAAAGACAAUGAGAAUAAUUUAAUUAAAGAAGGCGAUUUAAUUCAAAGGAAGAAUUUUGCCAAUACAUUAAGGUUGAUUGCCAAUAAUGGAAGUGAUUUAAUUUUUUAUGAUCCUGAGGGACCAAUAGUCAAUUCAUUGAUUAAUGUUAUAGAAAGACAUGGAGGGAUUAUAACGAAAGAAGACUUUGAGAAUUAUUAUGUUAAAGUUGAGCCAGCAUUAAAGACAUCUUUUAAGAAAUCACGAUAUGAUGUAUAUACAACCUCAUCCAGUGCAUGUAGUGGAGCAGCCUUGAUUGCUGCGAUUAAUAUUCUUGACGGGUUUCCUCUAGAAGAUUUGGAAGAACAAUAUGAUUUAGAACCAAUCGCUACACAGAGAUUGGUUGAGACAAUGAAAUGGUUGGCAUCAGCUAGAUCGUUGAUGGGGGAUAAUGAUGAUGAUGACAAAGUAGGUAAACAGAGAAUUGAGGAGGUUUUGAGUGAAGACUGGUCGGACAAAGCUCGAAUGAAGAUUAAUGAUAACUUUACACUAAGUAGCUGGAAAGAUUAUAAGCCUGCGUAUGAAAUCAAUGAGCCCCAUGGAACAACCAGUUUUUCGAUAGUUGAUAAAUAUGACAAUGCGAUUUCCAUGAUAUCAACAGUCAAUUUAUAUUUUGGGUCUAUGGUUAUUGACCGUAAAACUGGAAUUAUAUUGAAUGAUGAGAUGGACGAUUUUUCAAUACCAACAAAAGAAAACGAGUUCAAAUUACAGCCUUCGAUAUUCAAUUUCAUUAAACCAUUCAAAAGACCAUUAUCAUCAUCGGCACCAGUGAUAAUUAAAGACAAAAAGAAUGGGAAUUUGCCAGAUUUAGUUUUAUCAGCUAGUGGCGGCAGUAGAAUUACAACGUCGAUUUUACAGGCUAUUAUAAGAAUAUACCAUUACGAUAUGACAUUGUUAGAAAGCAUAUCCUUCCCCAGAUUGCACCACCAACUACUUCCCAACGAGAUAUUGGUUGAAAAAGAGACGGAUUAUUUUAGGUUCAAUAGCAGCGAUGAGAAGUAUAAAAGAAUGAUUAAGGAAAUGAGAGAAAAGGGACACAAGAUUGAGCUCAUCAGCUCAGUUAGUGCGAUGAAUGGAAUCAAAAGAAGGCAGACCAAGUUGGAGGCAGUUGCCGAUUGGUGGAGGAAAAGAGGUGGUGGAUGGUGCUACUGAACGAAAAACCAUGUAAUUUAUGUUUAUGGUUGUGAUUUGAGUUUGUGCAGACUUUUUUUUCGAUUUUCGACUUUUUGAAUUUUCCAGCCAAACUUUUCAUUUUGGUUUUGUUGUGAAAUUGAUCAAUGUUUUUUUUAGAUAGUUUAAGGUUGGUAGAUCUCUGUUCAGGCCCGCUGAUUUAUGCGUAUUUUCAGCAGGAACUGCUGCGGGAAAAAGAGUCCCGCAUAUUUUUAAUCAAACAUACAAUUGAAUUGAUAUUUCAGUGAUUUUCG